Plasmodium coatneyi is the source of this 957-nucleotide messenger RNA. RefSeq lists its product as uncharacterized. The coding region runs from base 1 to 957 and encodes 318 amino acids. NCBI's taxonomy places the organism in Eukaryota, Apicomplexa, Aconoidasida, Haemosporida, Plasmodiidae. The transcript has a single exon. Gene Ontology annotation, molecular function: nucleotide binding; nucleic acid binding. The record is from RefSeq and is a predicted model, not a curated record.
AUGAAAAAGGGAAAAGUAAUAAAUAACCUGCAUAAGCAGAUAAAAUCGCUAGAGGAUAACAACAUCCCAUAUAAAUAUUAUAGCGCUCCAAAUAACGUGAACAUUCGAAAUUAUUUAAGUGACAGGAAGAUUCGAUAUUCCUGUCCGCCCAACUCCUACUUAAGUCUCAACGAGUUGUUAAAAUUGGUAGACACUUUGGAUCACCAUGACAGUGACGAGAUGAAACAUUUAGACUAUAACGGGGAUACGGUAGCAAAUGGUAUAACAAAUGGGAAGGCCAAGAAGGAGGAGUAUAUGUAUGGCCAAUUCAGCAGAGUGCCAAAGGAUGCUUUACAUAAUAACGUUCUGGUGAAGGAGGCAAGUCUGUGUGAUCAGGCUGAUUAUCAUACCAUUGCAUAUAAUCAGGACUAUCGCAAGUAUGACAAACACGCUAAUAAUGACAGCCGUGUGAAUUACGGAUACAGCGAACAUAGCAACAUGAGUAACAUGUAUAAGCAUCCUCCUGAUCAGCCAUAUGAGGAUAACCCUGUGAGAGAUAGCGCCGUACAGAAUAAUUACUGUCUGUUCAGCCAGGACGACACGCCCAAUUAUAAGAACGCGUCAAACGUGAGAGAAGCUGACACAGUAAGAAUUACAUCGCCACCUUCCUACGAAAGCAAUUGCAUUAAGCGAACAAGCCAGACAAAGGUGGAGAACUCGUCACAAGAACCUGCUACUAGCAAAGAUGGUAGCUUGCUAAAGAAUCUACUAGAAUGCAGAGUUAAAUUGUCCAAAUGGAAUAACAUUACAGAUCCGGAAAAAGUAAUCAGCACGAAAAAUUUAAAACUACUUCUGUUGCAUCGCCCCAGCUCGAUUGACGACAUAAAAAAUUUGAAUCUGAUCGGAUUCGGGGAAAAUAAAAUAAGAAAAUAUGGCCACGACAUUUUGAAUGUUUUCCUAUCUGGUUCCACGGACUAG